UCCUCUAAAAAGUUGGCAACACUGAAGAGUGUUCACACACUAUAAUAAUAAAUAUUUUUUUAGUUGCCCCGGCAAAUUAACUGAAAAUGUUGAAAAACAUAUGUGUUGCUCAGUUCAAUCUGCUGAAAAGUGCAACCAGCCUGCAGCAACAAGUGCGAACCACGUUCGUCUUGAAGCGCAAAUAUGAUCCUCUGUUACACAAGACCAAUGAGAAACCUCGUCGAAUGCGGGCCAAGAACUUUAUCUAUGAGCUGGUUGAGGACACGCUCGUGAAGAAGCGGCCCAAUAUGGAGGUGGUGCUCAAGACCUUUGUCGAGGGCGUUGGCGACAAGGGCGACGUUGUCUCGAUGAAGCCGCAUUUCGUAUACAACAAACUGUUGCUACCUGGACUGGCGACCUACAAAACGCCGGAGAACAUUGCCAAGUAUGCAAAGACGGAGGCUGAAAUGUCCGUGGUGAAGCACAGUUCACCGUAUGCGCAACGCACUGUGAACAUGUUGGAGACCAUUGUGUUGGCUGUGGUCAUGAACAAGGACGAGCCAUGGGUCCUGGAGCCGUGGCACAUCAAGGCCUCCUUGCGUAAAGCCGGAUUCCAUUGCAGAGAAGAGUGCAUAACGCUGCCCAAGGAGCGCAUCGAAGGACCAGAUUUAAGAAAGGAAAACAAAGAAUUCUGCUGCACCAUAACGAUCAACAAACUGGAACAGGCCACACUAAAGUGCCGCAUACAUCACUGGAGUACUGAUCCCAGUGAACGAUUGCCCUACGUCCUGGAGCACUGGAAACUGCCAUCCGAGCCAUUGUUGGGACUAUCCGAUAAAACAGAAUCAACUGAGAAACAUGUUUAAGCCAUUGUUAAAUGCCUAGCAAAUAUAAUAAUACUGUUUAUCUUAUAAA
Messenger RNA from Drosophila innubila, 894 nucleotides. It is a transcript of the gene mRpL9, whose product is annotated as 39S ribosomal protein L9, mitochondrial. The coding region runs from base 87 to 845 and encodes 252 amino acids. Gene Ontology annotation, biological process: translation. NCBI's taxonomy places the organism in Eukaryota, Metazoa, Arthropoda, Insecta, Diptera, Drosophilidae. The record is from RefSeq and is a predicted model, not a curated record. Gene Ontology annotation, molecular function: structural constituent of ribosome. The transcript is spliced from 2 exons. Gene Ontology annotation, cellular component: mitochondrion; ribosome.